Molecule: messenger RNA, 1782 nt
Organism: Protopterus annectens (West African lungfish)
Lineage: Eukaryota; Metazoa; Chordata; Ceratodontiformes; Protopteridae
Product: kelch-like protein 10
Exons: 5
Coding region: 1-1782 (593 amino acids)
Molecular function (GO): protein binding
Source: RefSeq, a predicted model, not a curated record
AUGGCAGAACCAUUAACAACAUCCAGUCUUCAAAAGGUUACUGAGGAGAGGAAAAUGAGUCCUACGUCAUGUGAAAUUUUCAAUGAACUAAGACUGCAGGGGAUACUCUGUGAUGCGAUUCUCAAGGUUGAUGAAGUAGAAAUGAAAGUUCACAGGAACAUAUUAUGUAGCUGCAGUUCAUAUUUUAGGACUUUGUUUACUGGUUCCUGGAGCAACUCAAAGAAGAUGGUACACAUCAUUUCUGGGAUUUCUCCAGACACGAUGGAGAAGAUCAUAGAAUAUGCUUAUACCAGAACAGUAUCCAUCACUGACAGCAAUGUUCAGCAGCUUCUGGCUGCUGCGGAUCAGUUCCAUGUGCCAGCCAUAAUGAGGGCCUGCUGUGAGUUCCUUGAGUCCAAGCUCUGUUCAGAGAACUGCAUUGGAAUUUGGAAAAUUGCAGAUUACUACUAUUACAAUGAGCUAAAACAGAAGGCCCACAUAUUCAUUCUUCACAACUUUGCAGAGCUGGUAGAAAUAUGCAAUGAGUUUCUGCAGCUCUCAGCUACUGAACUGGAGGAAAUAAUUGAGAAAGAUGAGCUAAAUGUGAAACAGGAAAAUGUGGUGUUUGAAGCUAUCAUGAAAUGGAUUUCUCAUGAUGCACAAAGUAGGCAGAAGUUUCUUCCACUUUUGCUUCCCAAGGUGAGAAUGGCACAACUGAAGACUGAAUAUUUUCUGAACAACAUCAGAAAUAAUGAGUAUGUAAAAGACAGUGAUGAAUGCAAGCCUGUUAUCUUAAACACCCUCAAAAUAAUGUAUAAGCUUAACAAUAAACCUCACAACGAAGGAUUACGGAAUCUGCUAACUAGGCCCCGACUUCCAUAUACAGUCCUCUUUGCUACUGGUGGAUGGAGUGGUCCUAGCUCUACAAGCAUCAUUGAAGCAUAUGAUGCCCGUGCUGACAGAUGGGUGAAUGUCACAUGCAAAGAAGAAAAGCCUCGUGCGUACCAUGGUACAGCAUACCUCAAGGGAUAUAUGUAUAUUAUGGGUGGAUUUAAUGGUGUGAAUUACUUCAACAGCGUCAGGCGUUUUGACCCUGUCAAAAAGACAUGGCAGGAAGUUGCUCCUAUGCAUUCAAAACGUUGCUAUGUUAGUGUGACUGUACUAAAUGACUUAAUUUAUGCCAUUGGAGGAUUUGAUGGCUAUACACGCCUUAAUACAGCAGAGCGAUAUGAGCCUGAGACCAACCAAUGGACUUUGAUUUCUCCCAUGCAUGAAAAGAGGAGUGAUGCAAGUGCUGCAACUCUAAAUGGAAAGGUAUACAUAUGUGGGGGCUUCACCGGGAAUGAAUGUUUAUUAACAGCUGAAGUAUACAAUCCAGAAACAAAUCGAUGGACCCUCAUUGCACCAAUGGGAAGCAGACGCAGUGGAAUAGGAGUGAUUGCAUAUGGAGAACAUGUUUAUGCGGUGGGAGGUUUUGAUGGAGAAAAUCGACUUCGUAAUGCAGAGGCCUACAAUCCCCUUACCAAUACUUGGCAUACCAUUGCCGAGAUGCUUACUCCUCGUAGCAACUUUGGAAUUGCAGUGUCAGAUGAGUUACUGUUUGUUGCAGGUGGCUAUAAUGGUGCUUCAACGACUUCCAAUGUUGAAUACUAUGACAAGAAGAACAACAAAUGGUCCUCUGCACGUAGGAUGAGUCUUGCUCGCAGUGCUUUGAGCUGUUGUGUCAUUGUAGGCUUGCCAAAUGUUAAAGAAUAUGCAGUAGCAAGGGAUGACUGUAUUAGGUUUCACAUCCAAAAGAAGUAA